This is a messenger RNA of Ornithorhynchus anatinus (platypus), 792 nucleotides long. RefSeq names its product pancreatic and duodenal homeobox 1 (gene PDX1). Gene Ontology annotation, molecular function: RNA polymerase II cis-regulatory region sequence-specific DNA binding; DNA-binding transcription factor activity, RNA polymerase II-specific. Lineage: Eukaryota; Metazoa; Chordata; Mammalia; Monotremata; Ornithorhynchidae. Gene Ontology annotation, biological process: regulation of transcription by RNA polymerase II; type B pancreatic cell differentiation. Bases 1 to 792 code for a protein of 263 amino acids. Gene Ontology annotation, cellular component: nucleus. The record is from RefSeq and is a predicted model, not a curated record. The transcript has 2 exons.
AUGAACGCCCAGGACCCCUACUACGCGACCCCGCAGCUCUACAAGGAGCCCUGCGCCUUCCAACGCUGCCCGGCUCAGGAUUUCCACCCCAGCCCCCCGGCCUGCCUCUACAUGGGGAGGCAUCCUCCCCCCCAGCCGCAGCCUCAGCCCCAGCCCCCUUACCCCGGGGCCCUGGCCGCCCUGGAGCAGGGCAGCCCCCCGGACAUCUCCCCCUAUGAGGUGCCCCCCAUUGCCGAGGAUCCGGGGGUCCCCCACCUGCACCCGCCCCACCCCCGGCUCCCCCACUCCCACGCGCAGAUCAUCCCCUUCCCGGACGGGGCUGAGCCCGGGGGUCUGGAGGAAGCCAGCAGAGCGCAGCUGCCUUUCCCCUGGAUGAAGUCGACCAAGUCUCACGCGUGGAAAGGGCCUUGGACGGGAGGAGCCUACGCGGUGGAGUCGGAGGAGAACAAGCGCACCCGCACGGCCUACACGCGGGCUCAGCUGCUGGAGCUGGAGAAGGAAUUCCUCUUCAACAAGUACAUCUCCAGGCCUCGCCGGGUGGAGCUGGCUGUCCUCCUCAACCUCACCGAGAGGCACAUCAAGAUCUGGUUCCAGAACCGUCGCAUGAAGUGGAAGAAGGAGGAAGACAAGAAGAAAGGGGGUGCGGGGCCCGGCGGGGCCCCCCGCCAGCAGGACUGUACGGUGACCUCUGGGGAUGCGGCCGGAGAGGAGCCCCCGCUGCCCCCUGACCCCACGCGGGACCCAGGGGUCCCCGCCCCCGGCAUGACCCCCCGGCCGCAGGAGGCCCGAUGA